GAGAUUCCCCCCUGCGUCCUGACAAAACGAGUCUUAAUCAGAGCUUAGUCUGCUCAUUCUGACCAAAUGGGCAGACAAAGGCCUCCCACUGCAGGAGUCCUCGCGCGUAUGGUACUAGAGCAAUGGUCCUGCCGCUGUGGUCCAUCGCCACCAAGUGCCGGAAGAGAUGACAAAAAGUGGAACAGCUACAAUAUUGCUUUACAAUUAUUAUCCGAAUCCAUGUUUUUAAGAAAUUGCUAUCUCUAUACAUAGUCCAUCUUAUCAUUAUCAUCAUCUUCAUCUUCAUCUUCAUCAUCCCGUUGAGUGAAGAAGAAAAUAUCAGGCGGCAAUUAAGAUCAUGGAGAUCAGCGAUCCAGUACUGCAGUUCUUGCUCGCCCUGUGCAUGGCCGGAGCUUGCAGCUUAGCCUUCUACUUCUACUACAGGUCCUGGUUCCGACCGCAGACCGUCCGCCGGAGGCUGAGGCAGCAGGGCGUGGCUGGGCCGCCUCCUUCGUUCCCCUUCGGGAACUCGCUCGAGAUGAAGAGGCUCGUCGCGGAGAUGAAACGGAGGAGAGGCCGAGGAGGGGAAGAAACUACUGAAAUCGAGCAUGACUAUACUCCUCUGGUGUUUCCUUACUUCGAACACUGGAGGAAAAUUUACGGCCCGGUGUUUUUAUAUUCGAUGGGCAAUGUGGUCGCGUUACAUGUGAGUCACCCUGACGUGGUGAAGGAGAUCAGCCUCUGUUCUUCCUCAGAUUUGGGAAAGGCCAGUUACUUGAAGAAGACCCACGAGCCUCUGUUCGGCCAAGGCAUUCUCAAAUCCAAUGGCGAGUCUUGGUCUCACCAAAGAAAGAUCAUUGCUCCGGAGUUCUUCUCUGACAAAGUCAAGGGGAUGGUGGAUUUGAUGGUGGACUCUGCAACUCCAUUGCUGACGUCAUGGAGAGAGACAGUCGAGCUCGCAGGAGGAACCGCAGAAAUAAAGAUCGACGAGCAUUUGAGACGCUACUCUGCAGAUGCGAUCUCAAGGACAUGUUUUGGGAGCAAUUACGCGAAAGGGAAGGAGAUCUUUGAGAAACUAAGAGCCCUGCAAAACGCCGUCGCGAGACCGAAUUUCUUUGCCGAAAUCACUGGCUUAAGAUGCAUUCCGACGAAGCGAGCGCGUGAGGUGCAGAGGCUGAACAGGGAGGUGAACGCUCUGAUCUUGAGAGCGGCGAAGGAGGAGGACAAGGAGGAGAGCGGCGGAGAACAGCCGACUCAGAGGAACCUUCUUCAGGCCAUCCUGCGCAGUGCGAGCGGGAGCCUGGAGUGCUCCGAUAGGUUCGUGGUGGACAACUGCAAGAACAUAUACUUCGCCGGGCACGAGACGACCGCGGUGGCGGCCAGUUGGUGUCUGAUGCUUCUGGCGCUGCACCCGGAGUGGCAGGCUCGGGCUCGCGCCGAGGCAGUGGAGGUCUGCGGCGGCCGAUCGCCGGACUCGAAUGCGCUUCAGAAGAUGAAGAUCUUGACGAUGGUGAUCCAGGAGUCGCUGAGACUGUACCCUCCCGGCGCGUUCGUGGCCCGGGAGGCGCUCAGGGACGUGGACCUCGCCGGCCUCCGCAUUCCGGCCGGCGUCAACAUCUACGUGCCCGUCACCGUUCUCCACCAUGACGCCUCCAUCUGGGGCCCCGACCCCCACCGUUUCGACCCCGACCGCUUCGCCCGCGGCUCCUCCUCCUCCAUCACUGCCGCCGCCGGCUGCCGCCCCCCGCACACCUACCUUCCCUUCGGCGCUGGGCCGCGCACCUGCCUCGGUCAAAACUUCGCCAUGGCCGAGCUCAAGGUCGUCCUCUCGCUUCUCCUGCUCCGGUUCGACUUCGAUCUCUCGCCGGCGUACUGCCAUUCGCCUUGCAUGAGGCUGAUCGUGGAGCCGGAGCACGGAGUGAAGCUGCUGGUCAAGCAAGUGCAAGCCGACUCGAUUACCAGCUAAUUUGAAUAUGAAUUAAGGUACAAACCCUGGAUUAGCAAUAAUGAUUAGUGUCAUAAUUAUUAUAUUUUUUACUUUGGUGAAAAUACUUAAUUAUGCUUUUGAGCAUCCUUUACUCAUAUAUGUUUAUUAUUAAUAAAUUAAAUAUUAUAAUUAGUUCUA
Messenger RNA from Zingiber officinale, 2104 nucleotides. Its product is annotated as cytochrome P450 714B3-like. The record is from RefSeq and is a predicted model, not a curated record. The coding region runs from base 338 to 1945 and encodes 535 amino acids. The transcript has 6 exons. Gene Ontology annotation, molecular function: oxidoreductase activity, acting on paired donors, with incorporation or reduction of molecular oxygen; monooxygenase activity; heme binding. Lineage: Eukaryota; Viridiplantae; Streptophyta; Magnoliopsida; Zingiberales; Zingiberaceae.